This is a messenger RNA of Lotus japonicus, 360 nucleotides long. RefSeq names its product NAC domain-containing protein 83-like. Lineage: Eukaryota; Viridiplantae; Streptophyta; Magnoliopsida; Fabales; Fabaceae. Gene Ontology annotation, biological process: regulation of DNA-templated transcription. Bases 1 to 360 code for a protein of 119 amino acids. The transcript has 2 exons. Gene Ontology annotation, molecular function: DNA binding. The record is from RefSeq and is a predicted model, not a curated record.
AUGGGUCGUGAUCUUGAAAACAUUGACAUGAGAGUCGCAGGGAGAGGCCAGUGGAGAGUUAUGGGGAAAGACAAAUAUAUUUAUAUCCCCGGAAACAAUCAGGUGAUUGGGAAGAGGAAUACCCUGAAUUUUUGGGAUGUGCAAGGAGCCUAUGCUAGGAGGACCGAAUGGGUGAUGCAUGAGUUUCGUCUUGUGUUUAUUGCUAACCCAUCUAAGAUGGCAAACUGGUCUGUUUAUCGCAUCUUUAAGAAUAAAGAUGAAAAGAAGGUGAAGGAUGCAAAAUGGUGUAAUGAGGAAAGCUCUAAUGGUGAAAGUAUCGAAGUCAAUGAUUUCAACAUUGAGAGUGACUAUUUCUCAUAA